Molecule: messenger RNA, 3750 nt
Organism: Linum trigynum
Lineage: Eukaryota; Viridiplantae; Streptophyta; Magnoliopsida; Malpighiales; Linaceae
Source: the annotation of a GenBank genome assembly
CGCAUCCUGCAAGUGCGGUCUGAGGCUCCACUACGCGGAUUGCUGAGGUGGUGUGCGGUCUGCCCUUGGAUCGCAGCCCCAUCCGACGGUCUCCAACCCUGCUGCCCAGAAAACACAAACUGCACUCGGAUGAUGCGGUGCGUUUGCUGACGUGGAUUGGACCGCUCCUCUAAGGUGCGGUUUAUAGUUAAAACGCAUCGUCCUGGUGCGGUUUAUUUAUAAAACGCACCUUGGAGGUGCGGUUUGAUUUAAAAGGUGCUAUUUUUGUAAAUAUUUUCGACUGGGUGCUAGUUUUGUAAUUUUUUUUAAAAAGAUGCUAUUAUUGGAAAAAUCCCCCAAGAAACUAUUGUAUGUUUGCAUAACUUAGUAAUGGGGAAUGUAACAAUAAUGCAUUAUGUUAGGUACGGUGCAUGUGUCGUAUCAACCGUAGAGCAAAGAGUUGGUACCAAUAUUGGAUAAAAGUCCAAUUCCCACGCAAAAGAUCGUAGCCCUCCAAUGCUCAAGUUAGUACGUGAAGUCAUUCAAAUAAUGUGGAAAUGAGAGGACAAGAGAGGGAGGCACACAUCUCCAUAUGUUGAGAGUACAUGUGAGACAUAUUGUACAUGAAGGUUGAAGGAUGUACACACGGAUUGUAUUCUUUUCAUGUUCUCGUGUCUCUCUCUCUCGUACGUUUGUUUUGACAAGAACUUAUGAUCCAAAUACACCUUUAUACUAAUUAGUCUGGCUUUUGUUAUCAUAAACAUGUUCUCAAAGUACUGCCGUAUGUUUGCAUAAUUUAGUAACCCAAUAAUGCACUAUAUUAUUGUAUAAAAGUCCAAUUCGCGCUGAAAAAGUUGUAGCUCUUCGAUACUCAAGUUAGUACGUGAAGUCAUUCAAACGUCGUGAAAAUGAGAGAACGAAUAGAGAAGGGGGUAACAUCUCCAUCUCCUCAUAGUACACGUUGAGACAUUUGUACUAUGAAGGUUGAAAGGACAUACACUUCUGUGGACUGUGGUUGAACAUGGUUUGGCCAAAUGUAGUUGAACUCUUCUCUUCCGCCAAUUAAGUAUGAUUAGUGUAAGUUGUAUUUCAUUCGUUACACGACAAGUGAGCGGUGGUCAAUAAAUAAACUAACAAUUUGCAAUCAUGUGCAUGCAUGACCUACACAUGGUAACCAAAGGAUGCCACAUGGAUACCUCUAGUAACAUUAUUCCUAUUGUUUUUUUUAACCAUAAAAAAAAAUUUAUCGGGAUUUCAAAUACCAAAUAAUAUUUGAAAUCUACUAAACCUGGGGAGCACCUGUACAAGACACAACAUCGGGAGAUUUCGUCCCCGACACUCAGGCAUGCCUCGGGGAACACACAAACGGCGCCGCUGGGGAUCGAACUCAGGACCUCUCACAUCCUGAGCCAACUAGACCAACGGUUUCACCGCUAGGCUCAUUAUAUAUCAAUUUUUGGAACUUAUUUUUACACGGUAUUUAUCAAAUACUAAAAUUCCUAAUUAAUCAUCUAAUUGUCAAAGCGCGGGCUAAAUCACUAGCCAUCAAUAAGCUCCUUUUCCACGGCGGGGAAGAGUCAUAAUUAACAACCAUGGUGGACUGAAAGUAAUUAAUGACCCAACUGAAGCUUCCCAUUUAAGGCUUCCCUGCAGCUGCAUAGGCUCAAAAGACGAGGCCAAAUCUCAGUCAUAGAUAGUCGUCAUCGUCUUUGAUUCCCUGAGAGGGAAGAAAGAGAAUCAAUCAAGCAAAAAAAAUGGAGAAAAACCCAAGUCUCCAAGCACCAUUAAUUUUCUCCUCCUCCCCUGAAUCGACCUCGAGGCAGAGUAGGUUCAGCAGGGAUGAGAUUCUGAGAGAAGUGAAGCAGCAGCUAUGGCUGGCAGGCCCUUUGGUCACCGUCAAUUUCUUGACGUAUCUCUUGCAGGUGAUUUCAGUCAUGUUCGUCGGCCACCUCGGCGAGUUGCCCCUCGCCGGCGCUUCCAUGGCCACUUCCUUCGCCUCCGUCACCGCCUUAUCUCUCUUGAAAGGAAUGGCGAGCGCAUUGGAGACGCUCUGCGGACAAUCGUACGGAGCGAAGCAGUACCAUCUGCUCGGAAUUCAUUUGCAGCGAGCAAUGAUUGUACUUCUCCUGGCUGCAAUUCCCCUGUCUUUCAUCUCCGGGUACGCCGAACCGAUCCUACUCUGCCUCGGCCAGGAUCCGGAGAUCUCGGCUGAGGCAGGGAAGUACGCGCGGUUCGUGAUCCCGAGCAUAUUCGGGUUCGCGAUCCUCGAGUCGCACGUCAGGUUCCUGCAGUCGCAGAACAAUGUGAUCCCGCUGAUGGUGACGACCGGAAGCACCACUCUGCUUCAUGUUUUGGUGUGUUGGGCUCUGGUUUUCAAGUCCGGGCUCGGAAACAGGGGAGCCGCUCUGGCGAAUGGCAUUUCUUACUGGAUCAAUGCUUUGUCGUUGUUCGUCUAUGUUAGGGUUUCUCCUUCUUGCAAGCAGACUUGGACCGGUUGGUCUAGAGAGGCCUUCCAUGGGAUUCCAGGGUUCAUUAGACUAGCCAUUCCUUCUGCCAUUAUGCUCAGCUUGGAGAUUUGGUCGUUUGAGAUGAUGGUUCUGUUGGGUGGCUUGCUUCCGAAUCCAAAGCUCGAAACUUCUGUACUAUCCAUAAGCCUGAAUACAUGUGCAAUGAUCUUCAUGAUACCAAUGGGGUUCAGUGCUGCUGUGAGCACGAGAGUUUCGAAUGAGCUAGGAGCUGGGAGGCCAAGAACUGCGAUCCUAGCGGUAUAUGUUGCGUUGGCAAUGGUGAUGACAGAAGGGAUUCUAGUCGGGAUCGUCCUGGUGUCUGGCAGGAGCAUCUGGGGUCACUUGUACAGCACGGAAGAGAGAGUAGUGAAGUACGUUGCGGAAAUGUUGUUGCUGAUUGCAGCUUUCCAUUUGUUUGAUGCCAUCCAAGUCGUGCUCUCAGGCAUUUGCAGGGGAUGUGGAAGGCAGAAGCUAGGGGCUAUUGUCAAUUUAGGUGCAUACUAUAUGAUUGGAAUUCCUUGCUCGGUUGUUCUAGCUUUCGUUUACCAUAUGGGAGGAAAGGGUCUGUGGACAGGAAUCAUGGUAGCAUUGAUCUUCCAGGCAUUGUUUCUCUCAAUAAUGACCAUCACAACUAGCUGGGAGAAAGAGGCAAAGAAAGCCAAAGACAGAGUUUAUGGUGCCAUCGUUCAAGAGCCAAGUCAUGAGUUGCCGUAGAAGAUCAGGCUGGUCGAAGAAGAAGACAAUAGAUCUGAGGAAGGAAAAUUCUCCUUGGCUCGCCGGCUGUGUUUCUAUGUCCGAUUCCGAGGAUUAGUGGGUUAAGACCGGCGCCGGCGGGUGCAUCUUCGUCUGCCGGAGAAAACAGAGCACUCUGUUUAUUAAGAGAAGAAAUGGUUAAUGGUAUCCCCCACUUAUUUGUAUUUUUGUGGGCCUGUUAUAGUAAAAGCCCAAAACAAAAUAAGCCCAAAAGGGUUGCUUAUAAGUUAUAAAUAGUAAUUUUGUCAGAUGCCCCCGAACGCACAAAUAGUAAUUGCCUAAUGCUAAUUAUGGUUAGAGACUACAGUAUCUUCAGAAAGACUAUUUACGGCGUAGAAAAUUUUCAAUUAAAAUGGACCUGAUUUCAAAUUUUUAUGUUGUAGCUUUUAUCGAGAUGUAGGAGACAUUUUUCGUAUAUGACUCAAAACGAGUCGUUAUACUUUAAAAAGACACGUUUAAUCUUGUUGCUAUAUGUUACUUUUGAAAAGAAGGAUAAAGAAUUGGUAACCGA